Molecule: messenger RNA, 351 nt
Organism: Anoplophora glabripennis (Asian longhorned beetle)
Lineage: Eukaryota; Metazoa; Arthropoda; Insecta; Coleoptera; Cerambycidae
Exons: 2
Coding region: 1-351 (116 amino acids)
Source: RefSeq, a predicted model, not a curated record
AUGGACUAUUCGUACUUAAACCAGACUGGUUUCGACUCGAGCUGUUUACAAGGGACUACGAUGGAUCCGGCUGGACUAAGUAAUAUGCCUUGUUCCUAUGGUGACUUAACGUCUUGUAGUCAAAUGUCGCAAGCAGCUUAUCGUUACACUGCAGCUGCUGCUUCAAUGGCCAGAUCAUACAAUCCUGCAAGUUCGGGGCCCAUGGGGGUACAUCAUCCCGCUUCUGCAAGUUCGCAGUGUGCUGUGAUGGGAGGAAGACCACAUGUCCAAGAUGUGCACAGAGCAGCUAUGUUCCCUACGUCGAUGAAUUUACAAAGCCCCCAAACGACUAACGAGGCGCCAAAAGUAUAA